Molecule: messenger RNA, 510 nt
Organism: Bufo bufo (common toad)
Lineage: Eukaryota; Metazoa; Chordata; Amphibia; Anura; Bufonidae
Gene: PLAAT1
Product: phospholipase A and acyltransferase 1
Exons: 3
Coding region: 1-510 (169 amino acids)
Biological process (GO): N-acylphosphatidylethanolamine metabolic process
Cellular component (GO): cytoplasm
Molecular function (GO): A2-type glycerophospholipase activity; glycerophospholipid phospholipase A1 activity
Source: RefSeq, a predicted model, not a curated record
AUGGCUUCAAUUGACAGACACAAUGAGGAGAUUCCUAAUAAUCUCCAGCCUGGGGACCUAAUUGAAAUAUUCCGGCCAGCAUACCAGCAUUGGGCACUAUAUCUUGGUGAUGGCUAUGUCAUCAAUGUUGCACCAAUGGAAGAAAACACAGUUGCCUCAUUUUCAAGUGCAAAGUCUGUCUUCAGCAGAAAGGCUCUUGCAAAGAUGCAGCUCCUCAAAGAUGUUGUGGGAAAUGAUACUUACAAAGUGAACAAUAAGUAUGAUGAUAAGUACACACCACUUCCAGCAGAAGAAAUUAUUCAACGUGCAGAGAUAUUUAUUGGACAGGAAAUAUGCUAUGACCUUCUUGGAAAUAACUGUGAACAUUUUGUCACACUGCUUCGUUACGGAGAAGCCGUAUCUGAUCAGGCCAACAGAGCUAUAAGUGCCGUUGGGUUCGUAACUGCAGCUGCUGGAGCAUUUUCACUUCUUGGUAUAUUUCAAAAUAAAUCAAGACAAGGACAAUACUGA